UUUAUUAAACUAUUGAAAAAUGUAUGCUAUUUACUGAUUAAAAUAAUCAAAUAUAUUUUUACGCCUUGCCGUAAGUAAACGAGAUGGAAGACGAAGCUCCGGUUAUUUACGGACUCGAAUUUCAGGCGAGAGCCUUGUGUUCUCAGGCAGCUGAGACAGAGGAAAUAAGAUUUCUUGUUGGCACUCAAUCACUUCGACAGGAAAACCAGAUUCACCAUAUUCAUUUUGAUGACGAGAACAAUGUGAUAAAUAAAAACAUAUUUACCCAUCGAGAAGGAGAGAUAUGGCAUAUCAGUGCUUCAACAAUAGACAAAAGUUUUCUCACAACAUGCUACAACAAAACUACUGAGAGUAAGGCAGAGAUGAAAGCAGCCCUGUGGAAACUUCCAACAGAUUUUGACGAUGUCCCAACAGACGACCAGUCCUCCCUUCAGCCCGUCAGCCUUAUGUGUCAUCUGGAGGCGCCUGACUAUGGAGACAUGAAGUGUGUGAUGUGGCAUCCAUCCGGAGACAGUAACAAUGUGGUUGGGCUGGCAGACAACCAUGUCAUUGUUUGGGACGUGGACACAUCAAGCAAAUCUGCAAAGAUGGUGAGUUCUGCAGCUCUGGAAACAAAAGGUCAGCCCAGGUUAACAUGUAGCAGCUGGGACCCUCACCAUAACAGUGUACAGAUUGCCACAGCCAACGACACAGCUAUACGUGGCUGGGACUUGAGAUCCUUGCAACAGACAUUUGUGAUAGACAAUGCUCAUGGUCAACUGGUUCGAGACUUGGACUUCAAUCCCAACAAGCAAUACUACCUGCUCAGCUGUGGAGAUGACUGUAAGGUCAAAUUCUGGGACAUCAGGAACAUCAACGAACCAAUGAAAAUCCUCUCAGACCAUUCACACUGGGUGUGGUCUGUGCGUUACAACCGUUUUCAUGACCAGCUGAUCCUAUCAUCCAGCAGUGACAGUCGCGUUAUCCUCAACAGUGUUGUCUCCCUUUCCUCUGAACCUUAUGGCCACGAGAUUGAGAAUGAUGAUGACGAGGAAGAUGGGGAUAAACAUGGGGAGUCUUCCCCACCAGAGGAUCGUUUGAUUGCGACAUAUGAGGAGCAUGAAGACAGUGUCUAUUGUGUGGACUGGUCCACCGCUGACCCAUGGGUGUUUGCCUCCCUUAGUUAUGAUGGUAGACUGGUUAUCAACAGAGUGCCUAGAGUGGAAAAAUACAAGAUCCUGCUCUGAGAUUGGGCAAUGUUGGAGGGAAAUUUUGUAUGAAUUGAAGUAGAAAAUACUGCUCUAAGAUGGGCAUUUUAAAAGGAAAGUUGGAAGAAAGAAAUGUUCUGAGGAAAACCACAAGGGAAUGACUCAUGAAAUUGUAUGACCUUAUUAUGUUAAGAACCACCCUUACCCUGAUUUAGUGUAAAACCAUUUGUUUUCCAAUUCAGACAAGAGGUCGCUGCUUAGAAUGUUCCAUCAUUCAGUUACUUUGAAUUAGACUUAGUGCAUUUUUAAAUUGUCAGAAUCUUUUAAAUGCCUAGAUUAGGUUUUAAAGAUUUAUGAUAAAAGAGGGUGACUCACCAGUUUAGGUCAGAGGAAGAAUUUAGAGUUUAGCAAUGUGGGGAGAAAAAAUGGAUGUGUCCUGUAUUUUUAUUCAAGCAGUACAUGUCAAGUGACAUGGCUAGGAUGCCAUAAAUGUCAAGGUUUAUACUUUGUUUUGGGUUUACUUUGUGUUGUUUUUAUUUCUCAAAAUACUGAUCGAUAGAAAAAAACACAUAAAUUGGAGACCAACUUUCAUCAGCUCUUUGAGUUGGCUGAAUCUUAUUGCUGCCUGUUAUACGCAUUUUGAUUUUAUACAGUAAAUAAACUUUAAUGUAUGUUUUAUUUGAUUGUUAAAUAUAUUUAUUAGAUAUUUUUCUGUGAUUGUGGACAAGAUAUAAGAUUAUAAGUUACUCACAUUUGUUUGAAUGAUUUGUUAUGCAAUAGUGUGGUCUCAUGAUGUGACUCAAGGACCAUAUAUAACCUAUAUAAUCAAUUUGCAUUUCAACACAACAUUUUUACUUCAUUUUCUUUGUAUGUUACAAUGUUUUUUCUAAGUGACAUUGAUGUUAUCUUGGACCAAUAACAAAUCCUACUCCCAGAUGUUAUUUACUGAUGUCAUACUGUGCAUGUACGGUAUAUAAAAUAAUAACAAUUUACUUGCAUUGUCUAUGUACAUUUCAUGUGUACUACACUUACAUUCCAUAUUGUUCAUGUUCACAAACAUGUUAAUGUAUUAACAUAAUGAUUGGAACUCUUUAUAACAUGUAUAUAUGGAGGGGAAAUAUAUUGUUUGAAUAUUCAAAUGUGGGAAAGUGCAAUAAAAUUUCAUGAUGGACUAACAUUCUUUGUAUGAGGAAUUUGUAUCAUGACUAGGAAGAGGGUUUCAUAAAAAAUAUUGUAUUCUUGUUUUAACUUAUAAUACUGUUUAGUGGUUGCAUACAUUAUAUUUUAUUACUCAAUAAAGAAAAUGUACAGCAUUGAACACUUUCUCAAUGACAUGUUCAUUUACCUACAUGUUUAUCAAAUCACAAUUCUGUU
Molecule: messenger RNA, 2561 nt
Organism: Mya arenaria
Lineage: Eukaryota; Metazoa; Mollusca; Bivalvia; Myida; Myidae
Product: EARP and GARP complex-interacting protein 1-like
Exons: 9
Coding region: 84-1226 (380 amino acids)
Biological process (GO): protein ubiquitination
Molecular function (GO): protein binding
Source: RefSeq, a predicted model, not a curated record